AUGACUGUGAGGGAAAUGAUGCGCCACGUGGUGUGUUUACUGGUUCUUAUGGUGUGCUGCGCCUAUGGAGGCGUGUCAGCUGAUCAACCUUCCACUGAACUUGGUCGGUCUGUUGUUGAAGCAGCUCCACGUGUUCUUGAACAGUCUGACUUCUAUCCAGGUAUGAGUGGACAUGCUGAUGGAGUUAGCUCUGGUAAACCUGCCGUUGGUUUUAACCCAGGCCAACCAGGUGUUGUUAAUAGACCCGAGACUAAAAGUUUACCAUCUGAUUCUCAUCACAAUCCUGCAUUUCCUCUUACUACUUGCCCCCAGAUUGGUAAUAACAAAGGUCAAGUGUUUGGUGGAAUCCCUGGUGCUAACGGUGUUUCCUGUGAUCCUGGUGUUCCUGGCAGUGUUGGUGCUGUUGCUGGUCCUCCUGGUGGUAUUUCCGGCGGUCAAAGUACUUCUGCUGGAGCAGUUCUUGGAACCACUGGAGUUUCUUCUGAAAAUCUUAAAGAACAUACUGCUCCUGGUGUUUUUGCUGACCCCAAAUUUGCUGCCAAUCGUCAAGUAACUCUUCGCUCGAAAUUUGAUAAUUUUAGUCAACCACCGAAAGUUAAUGUGAAACCAGGCGACUACAUUAUCAGAUAUUACCCUGAAGCUCCUACCGCUACUAAAAACACUUCUGGGAAACCGGAGCCCAAAACUGUUCCCGUUCUUGAUGUUGAUCCCAAGCUUGGCGACUCUCUUAAUUUGACUCUUCAGUCUCAGCCUGAUGGUGGUGUUGCUUCUCAGAGAAAAGUUAAAGGGAAACCAAGUCUUGGUGCUGGGCUUAAACCCGGUGUUGGUCUUAAUACUGCUAAUGCUGGCGAUGCUCCUGGUAUUACUCCAGCUGAACAACCUAAACAAUUCAAUCCUAAGUUUCCAGGUGUGCCUGAAGCUAUUCUUAAUGUUGGUGGUGCUCCUACUAUCGCUCGUAAUCGUGGUUCCGGUCCCAUACCUCCUCCUACUCCUGAAGUUUCCCAGCGUAAUGAAGAUGUGUCUGGCCCUACGAACACACAUCAUGAAGAGAAUAAUAAUCAGGCAGAGAAUAUUGAAGCACCUGCACAGAGUGAAUCAACGAAGGUCACUUCUAAUGCACCAACUAAGGUGACAUCACCCGCAAUGCCAACAAUACUGCAACCUCCUACGCCUGCAAAGAGCGAGACCAAACCACCCAAGAAGCGUAAGGCAGACAGCAGCAGCAGUAUGAGUUCUGUGUGGGUACGUGUACCACUACUGAUUGUGGUUACACUGGCCUGUAUUCUUGUGUGCUGA
This is a messenger RNA of Trypanosoma theileri, 1296 nucleotides long. RefSeq lists its product as uncharacterized. The transcript has a single exon. The record is from RefSeq and is a predicted model, not a curated record. Bases 1 to 1296 code for a protein of 431 amino acids. NCBI's taxonomy places the organism in Eukaryota, Euglenozoa, Kinetoplastea, Trypanosomatida, Trypanosomatidae.